AUGCAGGAGCCAAAAACUGACAAAGAUGAUGACUAUUGCCGUCGUAUUAAUGAAGCGUUGAAUAACCCACCAACAUCUGGUGGGCGUGGUGGAGGAGGUAGUGGGGCACAAGAUGGAGAACUGCAAAACUUACUUAACAAUAUGUCGCAACAGCAACUUAUGCAACUUUUUGGAGGUGUUGGUCAAAUUGGUGGCUUGUCAUCGCUGCUUGGAACUAUGGGAAACAGCAGCAGCAGUGGUACGGGAUCCGGUAGUGGUAGUGCCCGUGCAUCAGGUGGCAGUGCUGCAAGCUCCCGCGGUGGCAGCGCACCUCGUACGAGCGAGCCGGCUCCCGCGCCCGCUGCACCAGCUGCCCCAGCACGCACCACAACCCGCCGUGAAGUACCGCCCGCUGCGACUCCACCUAACACGGCGAGUGCUACUCAACCGCGCAGUGGACAGAUUUUUCUAUCUGACCUGCAGCGUUAUUUUUCGGGGCUGGGUAACGCACCUGCAGAAGGCGGGCCGGGUGCGGAGGGCGGAUCGAGCGCGGCGGCAGCGGCCGGAGCGGACCGCGUGGAGCUUGGAGCGGCGCUCGCCUCACCGGACGUGGUGGCCGCAGCCAGCGAGCCGCGCAACGCGCAGCGCCUCGCCCCGCAUCUGCCUACGCCUGCUGCCCAGCCCCACGACGAUGUAAGGACCACACUGCUCUCACCGCAGUUCGCUCAGGCAGCAAACCAAUUUUCGUCUGCACUAACAUCUGGACAAAUGGGUCCUGUGAUCAGUCAAUUUGGGCUUCCACCAGAAGUGGCGUCGGCCGCCAAUAGUGGUGAUAUGCAAGCAUUCUUUAAAGCUUUAGAGAACUCUUCAAAUGCUUCUGAUUCUUCAAAGAGUCAAGAAGAAGACAAGAAGAAGGAAACGACUAAGGAAGAAAAAGAUACCAAAAAAGAUGAUGAUGCUGGAAUCACGGACAAAGUCGACGCUGUAAAUGUGCAGGCCAAGCAUUCUAGAUUAGGUAUUCGCGGGAGCGAAGGCACGGUACGCGUGACCUCGGCGCAGUGCGAGGGGCGAGAGGCGCUGGGGAAUCCUUCUGGCGCCAGACCGGCAUCGGUGUCUGCCCGCACCCCGCCCCCCUUCUCACCGGCCCACUCGAAA
Molecule: messenger RNA, 1134 nt
Organism: Iphiclides podalirius (scarce swallowtail)
Lineage: Eukaryota; Metazoa; Arthropoda; Insecta; Lepidoptera; Papilionidae
Source: the annotation of a GenBank genome assembly